CUUCUCUUCUUUUUUAUAUAUCUCUUUCACAUCUCAUUUUCACUCUCUCCAUCUUCAAGAAACACAAAACAGACAGAAAAAAAGAGUGAAAAUGUUUUUCUCCAAGGAUCUUCCAUCACCUACAUCGUUUUUCACAGCUUACGCAUCAAUGGCUGGUUACAUGAUGAUGAUACGAUCAAUGGCUCACCAGCUGAUCCCAGGCCCUGUCCAAGAUUUCAUUUACUCUUCUCUACACUCUCUGCUCUUCCGUUCUACGUCCACAACUUUGACUCUAACCAUCGACGACGACAACAUGGGCAUGCACAACGAGAUCUACCAAGCCGCGCAGACUUAUCUCUCGACCAAGAUCAGUCCAGAAGCAGCCAGGCUCAGAAUCAGCAAAGGCCAUAGAGACAAACAUGUCAACUUGUACCUCAGCGACGGAGAAACCGUCAACGAUGUGUACCAAAACGUGGAGUUAAAAUGGAGGUUUGUCACAGACCGAGGAGACAAGAAAGGCGAUGACGACGGUAGAAGCGAGUACUUCGAGCUGAGUUUCGACAAGAAACACAAAGACUUGAUCUUAAACUCUUAUAUUCCUCACGUAGAGAGCAAAGCUAAAGAGAUUAGAGACGAGAGGAGAAUCUUGAUGCUGCAUUCUCUCAGCAGUCUCCGAUGGGAAUCAGUUAUAUUAGAGCAUCCUUCAACUUUCAAAACAAUAGCUAUGGAAGAUGAGCUCAAGCGUGACGUCAUGGAGGAUCUUGAUCGGUUCAUUAGAAGGAAAGAUUAUUACAAGAAAGUAGGGAAAGCUUGGAAGAGGGGUUACCUGUUGUACGGACCACCGGGAACUGGGAAGUCUAGUCUGGUUGCGGCUAUGGCUAAUUACCUCAAGUUUGAUGUCUAUGAUCUUCAGCUGGCGAGUGUGAUGCGUGACUCUGAUCUAAGGAGGCUAUUACUCGCGACACGUAACCGGUCGAUUCUUGUGAUUGAAGAUAUCGAUUGUGCGGUCGAUUUUCCCAACAGGUUGGAACAACAACAGCCUGGUGAAGGCAAGAACUGUGGCGACUCUCAGGCACCUUUGACGUUAUCGGGGCUGCUGAAUUUCAUAGACGGGUUAUGGUCAAGCUGUGGAGACGAGCGCAUUAUAAUAUUCACAACGAACCAUAAAGAUAGGCUUGACCCGGCAUUGCUACGUCCAGGUCGUAUGGACAUGCACAUAUACAUGGGACAUUGUACUUUUCAAGGUUUCAAGACCUUAGCCUCUAACUACUUAGGCUUAAACGACACCACAAUGCCACACCGUCUUUACCCGGAGAUCGAGCGAUUGAUGGACGGGGAAGUGAUUACACCAGCACAAGUGGCAGAGGAGCUGAUGAAAAGCGAGGAUGCUGAUGUGGCGCUUGAGGGUUUGGUGAAUGUUUUAGAGAAGAUGAGGUUUAAAGCUAAUGAACUGAGUCCGGUUUUGAAGAAGAAAGAGAGUAGAUUGGAGAGGGAUGAGAUGAGAGCAAGGCCUGAUACUGAAGGUUCUCCUAGGAAGAACAGCAAAAGAAUCAAGAAGCUUGUUCUGUUUUGGACCUAAGACGUGCGCAACAAACUUCUACGGUCCAGUAUUAGUUCACAUAAUUAAGAUAAUGAGAAAAAAUAGACCGAAAGCCUUUACUAUGAUUUUAGUAGAAAAAAGUAAGUAAAUCUGUUUGUCUAUUGAAUUUGGAUGGACAAAGUUCAAUUGUGUAGAAAGAAAUUUGAUCAAAUAGAGUAAAUGAAAGCACUAAUGGGAGCAAUAAUUAUUAUCUUUGAUACGCUACAUUAGUUGAUAUUUUCAUGGGGGCAGCUGCCCCCACCAUCCCAAACCACUGAAGUCUCUGCUCUUUCAAGAGUUUUGGAGAAUACGUCCAUUUCUAGUACGAACAGAGGUGAUGAACUGGAGUCUCCCGGUCUUAAUCCUUUCCUCUCCGGGAAGAAUCUUGCUAGCUCUCGGUUUACAGCAACAGAAAACCAAGGAGUUGACAUGGCAUAGACUGGUCUAGUUAAUGAAGAUGUUAGAGCAGGAAAUUCCCCCAUCGUUAACAUAACAAGAGGAGUCUUUUACCACUAAAUAAUUGUUCAUGUGUGUAGUAUUAGGCAUACAUCUCGGUAAUAAUCUUUACGUAGUGGUGAUGGGUUUCUACAAAGAACCAUCUAUAUUUUCUUCGUUUGUUUUUUUGUACUUGUAUUAUUUUAAUUAUGUAUGUUGUUUAUUAUUCUAUUUACUUUGUAUAUGUAUUUUUAUAAUUUAUAUAAAUAAAAUAGUUGAUGA
Brassica napus (rape) is the source of this 2275-nucleotide messenger RNA. RefSeq names its product AAA-ATPase At5g17760-like. The transcript has 2 exons. The record is from RefSeq and is a predicted model, not a curated record. Gene Ontology annotation, molecular function: ATP binding; ATP hydrolysis activity. Lineage: Eukaryota; Viridiplantae; Streptophyta; Magnoliopsida; Brassicales; Brassicaceae. The coding region runs from base 92 to 1558 and encodes 488 amino acids.